CCACGCGUGGAGAUAAACUCACUGCACUUACCACGCCAAUCUUUACCACGCACACAAUCAAGUCAGUAAACUAAAGGAAAAAAAAUCCGCAAAAUUAUCUGUACCAUUAAUCAGAACAUUAAAAUGGCACACAUUAUACUAUACGUAUUGCUUACACAAUUUAUGCACCUUUAUUUCCAGAAACCUGGAGCCAUUAUGACAUUCUGAACAACCUUUAUGUGCAUUUAAGAAAGCUCUUUUCUGCCACAGCUUCGAUAUGAAAUGGACACCAUAGCAAAAAAAAACAUAAAACUGAACUAGAUUAAAUACCAUCCUUCUUUUCAAUCGGUGUCACAAUUAAUGAAAGCGCCGUAAUUUGGUUGUGUUUCGCAUCACCAAACAACACCAGCCACAUGCCAUGCCCCAUUGUCCCAAUCUACAUGUCAAAACAAACGAAACACAUCCUCAAAAGUCUUCAAGCUAAUGAUUUAACUACUGAAGCCAAACUGAUUGAAUCAAAAUCGUACGAACAAAAUUAUUCUUCAAAACAACGUUGCUCCAGUUAUACAGUUAUACAACCUGUAAGCGCUCCUGGAAAAUUAUUUAGCUAGUGAACCGAUCAUGAUUACUCAAAUAAAACAGAAUCCGAGAUGAAAAUAAGGCUUCGAAAGCGGAAAAAAUUCCGACCAACUCUCAUUCCGAUUUCAGAAGACGGGGACUCGAAUUCAAACUGUACCUCUGCUGUUUCUUCUGCGCUCUCAAACUACAACGAAUCAGUUUUACAUUCAGGUCGAGAAAGUCCCACAAGUGAACUUAUAAACUGCACUGAGUAUUAUAACCGUGAGUUUUAUCCAUGCUCAGACACAGAUUUGGAAUCAAAAGCAAAAAUUCAGACUUCUUUGGCAACAAAUCCUUCCGAGCACCUAUCCAAAACAUCACACCUUGUAAAAGUUGAAACCAAAGAAAGCGCUGCAACAGUUCAACAUAAAAUAUCCCAACAUGAAAGCCAAACGGCCAAAAAACUCCCUGAAAAAUAUGGCGCUCAGCUGGCCAAUUUUCAGUCAUCUAGUCCGCACUAUAGUAAUAAGAACGGCUCAAGUCCUUCAAGCCAACUUCGAAGACGGAAAUCUAAGAUUCCAGUCCUUUCACGUAGGAAGUCUUUCGAGAACAACAAUGCAGCUCAAACACAGGGUGCAAUUGGUCUGGAAACGGCUCCUGCACAGGCCAACAUGUCACUGCCUGACCUUAGCGCAAUGCGAACAGCUUUGAGGAUGCCUCCCAACCUACAAAGGAUAGAGGCUAUGGUCGAGGCUGAUGACUCGCUACGAAUGACUAAUCAUCAGGCUAAGACGCCCACGAAACUUCCAGGGAUCAAAGAGAAUAACAACUUUUCAUUCAGCAAACAGGCGACGGAAAACCUCCACUUGGGUCCCAUUCUGGAAUCAAUUGAGGACCAGGACAAGCUGACUCUUCCAGAACUCCGUUGCGAGAUCCUACGCAAACUACACAGACGAAUGUCAUCCCGAAAGAGCCCCGACCCAGAGAUGAGCAGGGAAAGAGAUCAAAAUAGACGAAAACCAGCAGUCGCUUCCGGGAAUAAGCUACCCUGGAUGAGUCAUUCCAGUCCGAACAUCUCUUCAGAAGACCCAAAAAGUAUGUUCAGUCCCCGAAAAACAGAUAUGACAACGGAAGACGAUUUAGUCCAAAUCAAAAAAGACGACCAUGAUCUCGCAACUCAGAAAUUCAUAGAACUCAAAAGAUUGAGGGAUUCACAUGCAAAGCAUCAACAAAACACAAAGUUCGAAUGCGAUUCACCGAGCUAUAAAUUAUUGGAGUAUUAGAGGAUUAAAUUUUUUAAUUCA
Molecule: messenger RNA, 1841 nt
Organism: Symsagittifera roscoffensis
Lineage: Eukaryota; Metazoa; Xenacoelomorpha; Acoela; Convolutidae
Exons: 4
Coding region: 630-1820 (396 amino acids)
Source: RefSeq, a predicted model, not a curated record